CCUCCUCCUGUAGGGGCGGGGGCGGUGCAGCAGUGUGGACGGUGCAGAGGGGUUGGACCUUGGCCUGGACCUGCGAUCCAACGGAACCAGUGUCUCCACCAGAUUUAUACAGUUUACUACUGUAUCCAGUUCAUUUGCAAGGAGCUGGAAAUUGGCGUGAAAGCGGCGCUUGCAAAUACAGACAAGCAUGUAUUCAGUUGGAGGGAUAUCUGCAAGCAUAUAUGCCAACAGGCUCCGGGCGGAAGGGAUGGGCUCCAAGGACCAAGCUGUGCACUUUGCGGGCCAGGAUUACGAGGCGCUGAAGCAGGAAUGUCUGGAGUCAGGCUGCCUGUUUGAAGACCCCUAUUUCCCUGCCGAGCCUCCAUCUCUGGGCUUUAAGGAACUUGCCCCCUAUUCCUCUAAAACAAAGGAUGUGGAGUGGAUGAGGCCCACGGAACUAACACAAGACCCUCAGUUCAUCGUUGGUGGUGCAACCAGAACAGACAUCUGUCAGGGAGCACUGGGUGACUGCUGGCUCUUAGCAGCCAUUGCUUCUCUCACGCUGAAUGAGAAGCUUCUUCAUCGGGUUGUCCCACACGGUCAGUCCUUCCAAGACGACUAUGCAGGAAUCUUCCACUUUCAGUUCUGGCAGUUUGGCGAAUGGGUAGAUGUCGUGAUUGAUGACAGGUUGCCAGUAAAGGAUGGGGAGCUAAUGUUUGUCCAUUCAGCUGAGGGUAAUGAAUUCUGGAGUGCACUCCUGGAGAAAGCUUAUGCUAAGCUGAAUGGCUCCUAUGAGGCUUUGUCUGGAGGGAGCACCACUGAAGGGUUUGAGGACUUCACUGGUGGUGUGUCUGAGAUGUAUGAGCUCCGCCGAGCUCCAAGAGAUCUCUACAGGAUAAUUGGCAAAGCGCUGGAGAGAGGCUCCCUGCUGGGCUGCUCCAUCGAUAUCACCAGUGCCUUUGACAUGGAGGCUGUUACAUUCAAGAAGCUUGUGAAAGGCCACGCCUACUCAGUCACUGGGCUGAAGGAGGUUAAUUUCCAUGACAACACCGAACGCCUCAUCCGAAUACGUAACCCUUGGGGCCAGGUGGAGUGGACUGGUGCAUGGAGUGACAAUUCUCCUGAAUGGGAUCAGAUCGACCCUUCUGAACGAGAAGACUUGCAUCUGCAGAUGGAAGAUGGCGAGUUUUGGAUGUCCUUCAGUGAUUUCAUCAGGCAGUUUUCUCGACUAGAGAUCUGCAACUUGACUCCAGAUGCUCUGAGUGACGACAGCCUGAGCCACUGGAACACCAUCAAGUUCUACGGCACGUGGAGGAGAGGGAGCACCGCCGGGGGCUGCAGGAACCAUCCCAACACGUUUUGGAUCAACCCUCAGUAUAAGAUCACGCUGCUGGAGGAGGACGACGACCCAGAGGACGAUGAGGUGGCGUGCAGUUUUUUAGUAGCCCUCAUGCAGAAAGACCGGCGCAGAUAUCGACGUCAAGGUCAAGACAUGCACACCAUUGGCUUUGCUCUGUAUGAGAUUCCAGAAGAGUACAGAGGCUGCCAAAAUGUCCAUUUGAAGAAGAAUUUCUUUUUGAGCCAUUCCUCCUGUGCUCGCUCGGAAACCUUCAUCAACCUCCGGGAGGUGAGCACACGGCUCCGUCUGCCUCCAGGAGAGUACCUCAUCGUUCCCUCCACCUUUGAGGCCGGUAAAGAGGCCGACUUUGUCCUAAGGGUGUUCACUGAGAAGCAGUCAGAGACAGAAGAGCUGGAUGAUGAAGUCUCUGCCGAUUUGGGAGAGGAUGAAGAAAUAACUGAAGAUGACAUUGAUGACUCUUUUAAGGCCAUGUUUGCUCAACUUGCAGGAGAGGACAUGGAGAUUUCUAUUCAUGAGCUGAGGACUAUUCUAAACAGAGUCGUCGCCCGGCACAAAGACCUGAAGACCGAUGGCUUCAGUAUUGAGUCUUGUAGGACCAUGGUUAACCUGAUGGAUAAAGAUGGUAGUGCUCGUUUAGGACUUGUGGAGUUUCAGAUCCUCUGGAACAAGAUCCGAAAGUGGCUGGUCGUUUUCAGACAAUUCGACCUCGACAAGUCAGGGGCCAUGAGCUCAUAUGAGAUGCGACUUGCUGUGGAAGCAGCAGGUUUCAAGCUGAAUAAUCGACUCCACCAGAUUCUGGUGGCCCGGUAUGCAGAGAAUGAGAUGAUUGACUUUGACAGCUUCAUAUGCUGCUUGGUUAAGCUUGAAGCCAUGUUUAGGACUUUCCGAAAAUUUGACGAGGCGGGAUCAGGAGAGGCAGAGAUGACCCUGACAGAGUGGCUUUAUCUGACCAUGUGUGGUUGAAGAGAACCUUCUGUUAAGGUGUAUCGAGUAAGGGCACAGUGCCUGCAGACUGCCGUGAAGCUGGAGCUAUGAAGACCCUUUCGCCCUAGAAACCUUCAGAUCCUUUUACACAUCCCACCUCAGCUUAAAUAAAAGUUGCAAAAUAGCUGUGUAACAGAAAACCAAAGUCCAGCAAAGCCAACGUGGUGCAUCCUGGACAUAUUUUAGGAUCUAUGCAAGGCUACAGCAUGUAGCCGUCACCAUAUGAUAUAAAUGUGUCAUCUUUAUUUACAGAGCAUGGCCAUGUGCAUGUAGAAAAUCACUAGCUGCAAUGUUUACUGCGAGUUGGUUUUACAUGUUUUAAUUUUGAUGUCACUCUCAGCUGACAAUUUCACUCUUUGAAGUCAGUCUGAAAAUCUGUUUCUGUGCUAUUUCUAAAAGUGCUUUAGUUUCUCAGUAAUUGUGCAUUCAUUUGUUUAAAUCUUGUUUUAGAAAAUCUCGCCAGGGUGUUGAGUCAGCAGUUUCACUCUUACACCUGUAGGUGUCACUACGGAGCCAAUCUGAUGUCAGUGACAAACUUGAAACAUUUAAUAUGUACUGAGUUGAACCUGUUUAACAUGACGCUGAUGAAUUGAAGCCACUCACCUCUUAGGUUUUUGUUUGUUUUUUUACUAAAUUGCACUUGCAUUAUAGUUGAAGCUGCUUGAGAAGUUGCCUCACAUUAAUAAUGUAUCCGUUCACUUUUAGUGACCUUUACAGGAAUCACAUGAUACUGAUCAUUGCCUUAUACACACAGGAAAAAAAAAAUCAUGGUACGAACAACCAGUAAAAUGUGCCAGUCAUGUGUUACGAAUGUAUUUCGUGCCGUCAAUAAAUAUUCAAAGGCU
Molecule: messenger RNA, 3168 nt
Organism: Pundamilia nyererei
Lineage: Eukaryota; Metazoa; Chordata; Actinopteri; Cichliformes; Cichlidae
Gene: capn1a
Product: calpain 1, (mu/I) large subunit a
Exons: 23
Coding region: 188-2302 (704 amino acids)
Biological process (GO): proteolysis
Cellular component (GO): cytoplasm
Molecular function (GO): calcium ion binding; calcium-dependent cysteine-type endopeptidase activity
Source: RefSeq, a predicted model, not a curated record